Choloepus didactylus (southern two-toed sloth) is the source of this 1171-nucleotide messenger RNA. It is a transcript of the gene PDLIM4, whose product is annotated as PDZ and LIM domain 4. Gene Ontology annotation, cellular component: Z disc; stress fiber; adherens junction. Gene Ontology annotation, biological process: heart development; actin cytoskeleton organization; muscle structure development. Gene Ontology annotation, molecular function: muscle alpha-actinin binding; actin binding. The transcript has 7 exons. Lineage: Eukaryota; Metazoa; Chordata; Mammalia; Pilosa; Megalonychidae. Bases 63 to 1058 code for a protein of 331 amino acids. The record is from RefSeq and is a predicted model, not a curated record.
GGCGGCGGCGCCGGCGGCUCCUCAGUGUCCGGCUCGGGCUCCGGCUGCGGCUCCGGCCCGCGAUGCCCCACUCCGUGACCCUGCGCGGGCCUUCGCCCUGGGGCUUCCGCCUGGUGGGCGGCCGAGACUUCAGCGCGCCCCUCACCAUCUCGCGGGUCCAUGCUGGCAGCAAAGCCGCACUGGCUGCUCUGUGUCCUGGAGACCUGAUCCAGGCCAUCAAUGGUGAGAGCACAGAGCUCAUGACACACCUGGAGGCGCAGAACCGCAUCAAGGGCUGCCAUGACCACCUCACACUCUCGGUGUGCAGGCCUGAGGGUAGGAGCUGGCCCGGUGCCCCUGAGGACAGCAAGGCCCAGGCACAGAGGAUCUACAUCGAUCCUGAGGCCCAGGAUGGCAGUCCAGCAACCAGCAGGUGGUCCUCAGCCUCAGGGAUUGGGCCAGGAGAUGGCAGGCCAGGCCUGGGGUCUCCGUAUGGGCAGUCACCCCGCCUCCCAGUCCCUCACAAUGGCAGCAGCAGUGAGGCCACCUUGCCGGCCCAGAUGAGCAUCCUGCACGUGUCUCCACCCCACAGUGCUGACUCACCCAGAGGCCUCCCAAGGAUUCGUGACAGUGGAGUAGACUUGGGCUCCGAUGUGUACAGGAUGCUUCGGGAGCCUGCUGAGCCCACAGCCAUGGAGCCCAAGCAGUCGGGCUCCUUCCGCUACCUGCAGGGCAUGCUAGAGGCGGGCGAGGGCGGGGAGCGUCCAGGGCCUGGUGGACCCUGGAACCUGAAGCCUACUGCUGGCAAGCUGGGCACACCACUGAGUGGCCUGCAGGGGCUGCCCGAGUGCACACGCUGCGGCCAUGGCAUCGUGGGCACCAUCGUCAAGGCACGGGAUAAGCUCUACCACCCUGAGUGCUUCAUGUGCAGCGACUGCGGCCUGAACCUCAAGCAGCGCGGCUACUUUUUUCUGGACGAACGACUCUACUGCGAGGGCCAUGCCAAGGCGCGCGUCAAACCCCCCGAGGGCUAUGACGUGGUGGCCGUGUACCCCAACGCCAAGGUGGAACUCGUCUGAGCUGUUUCCAGGACCUCCUGUCCCCACCCCUGCUUUUUUAAAUACCCCUGCCCAGCCAAUGUAAAUAUGUGCAUUUGCCCCCUGCCUCUCUAAUAAACUCCCUCUGCUCUGCC